AUGCCCAACAUAGGAGGCCCAAAACAGAGAAAACGAGCAUUGCUGUCGUCGGUGAUCACAUCAGUGGUCACCUACGACAUUUUCAUCUGGGUGCCGUACUCAGUCUAUCGACUGAAUGCCCUGCGAGUCGCGAGCGCUUAUCGUACGGUGUCCGAAGACGUGAUGUACGUUAUACCCAGGAUGCUCUCGAUAGAAAUGUUGGUCGAAGAGCGAAGAUGCCGUCGCUUCGGCGAGAUGCGGCGUGUUUGGGAAUCUGACCUUGGAAGGGAGGUCUUGCCUGAAACCAUGGUGGAAGCUAUGCUGUCAUCGCAGGCAGCCUGGGACGCAACGAGUAACGCUGCGGCGGCAGUCAUCAAGAAACUCAGAAGAGAAGAACGCAAGCGCAAAGCUAUAGCAUAG
Messenger RNA from Diachasma alloeum, 399 nucleotides. RefSeq lists its product as uncharacterized. The coding region runs from base 1 to 399 and encodes 132 amino acids. The record is from RefSeq and is a predicted model, not a curated record. Lineage: Eukaryota; Metazoa; Arthropoda; Insecta; Hymenoptera; Braconidae. The transcript is spliced from 2 exons.